AUGGCGUCUACCCCCGCCACAAACGACGCGCCUCGGUCACCCAGAGGAGAUCCUGAGGCCGAUGCGGAAGGGGAAUCAGAUGAUGGAAUCGAAUACAACGAAGAUAAUGACGAAAAAAUCAUUAGCGGAAUCAUUUCAGGGACAAUUACCGCUGGUGAUGACCCGCACGCCUUCGGCUUUGGCGACACGGUUGGGAAGCUCGACGAUGCAAUCGACUACGAAGAUAUCUCAGAUGAUGACCUCCCCUCUGAAGGCGAGCCAAGCGGCAACAACAAUAUCGGUGGCAACGAGGAAGUAGGAGAGGAUGGCAUUGCCGGGGAUGAAUUCGAUGAGCUAUUUAACGACAUGGGCGAUGAAGCACCCAUCACCGGUGCUGAUGCUUCAGGGGAGUUGGGAGGCCUUGAGGGUAUGGACCUGGAUUUCAUGGCGCAGGAGGUGCUUAUUGGUGCGCCGGAGAUGGAUAUCGGUCAGACAGCCAAUGAAGAUAUGACGGGCCUGGAUAUGGAUCUUGGGGUGCCGGUAGAGGGGUCUCCCGGGGAGAAGCGAGCUACAACACAGGAGCUCGUUAAAAGAUAUUUUCCGGAACUCGAUCUCAAAGCUAGGCUAUCCUUCAAUCAUCUCUUUGGGCCAAAACCGCAGAGGCUAGCCAUGGGUCCGCCCAAGCCGCCAAAAGUCAUUGUGCCCACAAAGUUAGCUAUAGUAUUCGCACCGUCCGAUGAAACAGCGUUUAACAAACCCUACACUGGAAGGAAUAUGGCCAAGAAAGCGGAAGAGAGACCGGGGAUCAUUAUUGUGCCCCAAGAGCCGGAGGAUAGUGAACAGAGUGACACCGAGGUCGGGGAUCCUAUAGAUUGGAACUCGUCUCUCGAACGGAGUAUAAUGAUGGCUUGCAAUGAUUGGGAAAGCAAGAUGGAUAUGAUCAUGGGGCCUACUCCGCCACCCACUCCGCCGGGUGAAGCUCUAGAAGACGACGGCCAGGAUGCAGAGGAAAUCAAUCGCAGGCCGCUAAAGGUUCGCUGUCUGAUCGUUUCUAGUUCCCCCUUUUUCCGCAAGCUUACUGGUUCAUUCAUUCUUCUCUAGCGUGCGAGACUCGCGAGCUCUUUUCUCGACAGUCUGCCCGAUUCGUGGCUUGCUGACAAUGUCAUUCUUGAGGGAAAUCUGGCUGCCAUUGCGAGCCAUGUCACACUUGACCUUAACGAUCCACACCUCUUGGUAGACAUUCGCCAACCUAAUGAGAUAAGGCCAGCGAAACGUAUCGGCGGCGAAUUCAAGCGUCGUAUUAAUAAAGACUUAGCACAAAGAUAUAACAUAAGCAACGACGAAGCUUAUGACUUGCUGAAAGGAAAUCUUCAAAAUAAGGUUAGAAGUGCGAUCGGCCAGUUGGAUAUCGAACACAGUAUGCCCGCUCUGAGGUUACAGUCACCAUACGUGAGUCCUCACUUGCCCCAUUUGAUAUAUAUAUAUGUUGCGGUUCUCAUUCGUAUACAGUACAAAACCAAACUCUCCACUAAAGAGGCCCGCUCGUUCCACCGCCCUGGUUUGCAUUUUAACGUCAACUAUGAGAUUCGUUUCUCCAAGAUCAAACCGCGCAAGAAGAAGACAUAUCGUGGAAAAGAUGUUCAGUCCGUCCUAAAAAUAACUAAGGAUUUAUCUCUAAUGGACGGCUGUAAUUUCAUUCUUCUGGAAUACUCUGAGGAAUACCCAUUUGUAAUGUCUAACUUCGGAAUGGGGAGCAGGCUUAUCAACUACUACCGGCGUAAGGGUCCUGAUGAUGAGUCUCGCCCAAAGUGCGAGAUUGGUGAAACCCAGGUUCUCAUGAGCCAGGACAGGUCUCCUUUCUGGAACUUUGGAACUGUCGAUCCCGGAGAGACCGUGCCAACACUUUAUAACAAUAUGGUUCGGGCGCCCAUUUUCAAGCAGAAUCCCAAACCUACUGAUUUUCUUGUUAUCCGCAAUACACAAGCCAACCAGAGUCACUACUACCUGCGUAAUAUUCCGAAUCUCUUUGUGGUUGGGCAAUUGCUGCCAGUGACAGACGUUCCUGGCCCCCACUCUAGAAAGGUCACCACUGCGGCAAAGAAUAGGCUUAAGAUGGUUUGCUAUCGUGUCGUCAAGCGCAAACCAGAAAAAGCUAUCAUUCUAAAGGAUAUCGCCGAACAUUUUCCAGAGAAUAACGAAAUGCGUCAAAAGAUGAAAGAGUUCAUGAGUUACAAUAAGCCUAAGGGGGUUUGGGAGAUGAACGCCGGCGAGGUAGUUCCGGACGAAUCGGUCAUCAGGACAAUGGUUAAGCCCGAGGAUUUGUGUCUGCUGGAAGCUAUGCAAGUCGGUGUUCGUCAUCUCGCGGACUCUGGAUAUUCAAAGACGGUGGAUGAUGAAGUCGACGAUGAUGACAAGGAGGGCAUGAGCUUGGAGCAACAGUUAACUCCUUGGGUUUCUACAAAGAACUUUAUCAACGCUACGUCCGGGAAAGCUAUGUUGCAGCUGCACGGUGAAGGGGAUCCCAGUGGCCGUGGCGAGGCAUUCUCGUUUGUGAAGACAAGCAUGAAGGGUGGGUACAAGCCAGUUGGUGAAAGCGUCGAGGAAAAGAUGGACAAACAGCGCCUCAAGGAGUUGGGCGGGCAUGCAUACAACGUCGCUCGCCAACAGCAGAUGUAUGAAGCUGCCAUAGACCAGAUCUGGAGAGCCCAGCAUCGGAGCCUCAGUUCCCAGGUGGAGCCAGAGAUGCCAGAUGCCGAGUUUGAGGACGCACACAAUGACCAUCAUGAGGACCUUCUGGAAGAAGGAAGGACCCCGAGGUCUGAGGCUGUUCCUCCAAGUCCAUGGCUAAAUAACGUUGAUGUUGAUGAGACCAUGAGUCAGUUCUCCAGGUUUUCCGCGACCAACCGCCGGAAUAAAGUUCUUAGGGUCCAGAGGAAGUUUAGGGGACCAAAUGGUGGCGUUGAAACGAGAUCUGAAAUCAUCCGGGACCCGAAGGUUAUUCGCCAGUAUCUCCAGAGGAGAAGAGAGCUUGACGCCGAGAAGACGCAGUAUGUAUGGCCUAACCGUAUUCACGCUUUUGGGAGAAUUAAUGUUUGCUGCAGAGUCGAAAACUUAGUUCCGACUGGUAACGAAGACGAAGACCAGCAAUCCCGCAAAAGGUGCUAUAUCUUCCAUCCACCCAUCCCUCCGAAGGCACAAAAGUAUCAAGACUAACAUCUCCCUGCAGACUGGUCCAAGAACUUAAGCGCUUGGAGCGCAAUAAAGAGCGCCGUGAAGCGCGCGAGCGCGACAAGGGCAAGCGCGUCGGCAGUUUUGCUGGCGACGCCAUGUCCCCCGAAUCUGCCGCAACGCCCGGCUCCCCCAUGCCCUCAGUCAGCAUGCAGUCCGUUGUUACACCCACGACUGCUGGACCGCUCUUGUCUAACAGCAAGGUGGCUACCGUUAGGAAGUGCAAGAAUUGCGGACAGGUAGGGCAUAUCAGGACUAACAAAAAGGUUUGUCCGAAGCUCAAUGGACAGUGGGCGGAACUCGGCAUGAGUCCGCCGGAUGGUAAUACUCCGGUGCCCGUGGGAACCCCGGGUUCCUAGAAGAGGACGUGGGGUGGGUGGGGACACUGGCCCUCAUGAUAGCUAAAAUUCUUGCUUGCCUGUGGAAAAGGAGGUGGUAUAUCACUUACUACAUACAGCUAGAAUUACCAUAGUUAAAUUUGAUAGCCUAUCUUCUUUCCUCACCCCCUCUUUUAUAGUUUCCCUCACUCCUCUUCUCCCCCGAGACUUCAUCCCUAUUUCUAUUGCUAGGUUACUUGAUCCAGUUUUGCCGUCCGGCUUUCUUCCUUCCUUACCUCCACCCUUUCUCGUCCCUCUCCAUCAUUACGGGAGUAGUGUAUAAAGUUCCAUUAUUGGGAGUUUUUCUCUCUUUCUUUUUAUUCCCUUCCCCUUUUUUUCUUCCUCGGGAAAGGAGAAUUAUCUCAACUUCGGCGUUGGUUCGUUUUGCUUUUCUUUGCUUGGGAUUAUUUUGUGUGGCGGUUUCUUCCUGUGUACACCGUCUGUGCAUACCGACUAGUGGUUACUAAAUAAUGGCUUUCUUUCUCCUG
Tuber aestivum (summer truffle) is the source of this 4072-nucleotide messenger RNA. Lineage: Eukaryota; Fungi; Ascomycota; Pezizomycetes; Pezizales; Tuberaceae. The record is from the annotation of a GenBank genome assembly.